AUGUCGUCCACCACCCCAUACUUCCGGCCCUCAAACCACGCCCAAGGCUUGGCCAAUUAUCCCCAUGCACGGGCUGUCCCAUCGAGCAACGGCCAAGGAUCAUAUAUAUACGUCUCAGGAACGUCUUCGCGCCGUGGCGAUGGAACAUUCGUCGGCGCCACUCGCACAGAGGAUACCGCAGGCAAGGUCACGCUGGACCUAGACAUCAGGCAGCAAACCGCAUCUGUCCUGUCCAAUAUACACGCAGACAUUCAAGCGGCCUCGGAAGGGAAAGCAGGGAUCCAGAACGUCGUCGACGCGACGGUCUUCUUGACCAGCAUAAACGGCGACUAUUCGGGCAUGAACGAGGAGUGGAACCGUGUGUGGCCGGACCGCACUACAGCACCAGCCCGGACAACGGUUGAAGUGCGCGCGUUGCCGCGUGAAGAGAUAUUGGUGGAAAUCAAAUGUGUUGCGUAUUAUCAAUAA
Penicillium mononematosum is the source of this 468-nucleotide messenger RNA. Its product is annotated as RidA family protein. The record is from RefSeq and is a predicted model, not a curated record. Gene Ontology annotation, molecular function: deaminase activity. Gene Ontology annotation, cellular component: mitochondrion; cytosol. NCBI's taxonomy places the organism in Eukaryota, Fungi, Ascomycota, Eurotiomycetes, Eurotiales, Aspergillaceae. Bases 1 to 468 code for a protein of 155 amino acids. The transcript has a single exon.